Messenger RNA from Brugia pahangi, 1041 nucleotides. The record is from the annotation of a GenBank genome assembly. NCBI's taxonomy places the organism in Eukaryota, Metazoa, Nematoda, Chromadorea, Rhabditida, Onchocercidae.
AUGAAGUGGAUUACAGUAGCAAUUUAUUGCUCUUAUAGUUUAGUUUCAAGAAAAAUGUUAAUGGCAACAAAUAUUUUUACCAGAUAUCCAUACGUUCCUGAAAUAAUUGAUGAGGGUCGUAUAAAUGAGAAUGAACGAUUUAUAUUCUAUAAUACAACUAAGAAGAUUUGGACAUUCCAUCGAUUGGCAUUCAAUGAUUCGAUUAUGAUACGCAUGGAUAAUACUUAUUUUAAUUAUUCUAAAUCAAAUAAAAAUCAGAGUUUUGUCACAUUUUACUUUCUGGAUAAGGACGAAUAUGAAAUUGUUCAUUUUAUGUUUUGUCCUGGCAGCUCUGAAGUUAAACUUAAAUGCAUUUACAAACCAUAUGAAAGUGCUGUUACUAUGUGGUGGUUUCCAGAAUAUGGACAUUUGUAUCAUGAGUUUAUAUUAUUGUUUUCAAGUCAAGGCAUAAUGGCAUUCCUGAAAGAAAAACUUUAUCUUACAAGCAAAAGCUGUAUUAGUCGUAUUCCUGACAUUACCAAAUUUAAACACAAUUCAGUGGGCAUACAUAGUUUAGCAACCAUGGUAGAAGUACGACCUGAAAGUGCUAGAAUCCCCAGUAAUUGGCAUAUUGUUAAGCCAAUUCCAAUAAAUCACAAAAUUGUUAUCAAAUAUUAUCCGGAUAAGGAAGAUGAGAAGAGUAUAGUAACAAUUCGAUUAACGGAUAAAAAUGAAAUAACAGCACUUACCGUUAUUGUAGAUCAUAAAAUGGGGAUGCUUCUUGCAAGACGUGUUAGGUUAGAUAAUGAAAACAUAAAAUGUGUCGUUUUUGCACGCACUGAACGAAUAUAUUGGUCAUUAGUUGGUCAAAUUGAAAUUAGCGUAUUCCCACAUCAAUAUAAGGUUGCUAUGCGAGCCGUAAGAGGAACAUUUUUUGAUAUGCCUAUGGACGAAUGUAUGGUUUAUGGUCAUCAUUUAUCUCCAUAUGAUAUUCAGCAAACUAUUUUUGAUUCAACAAAUAAAAGAACAAUAUUUUAUGCUUAUUAUAUAGAACCAGUGUGA